Tetrapisispora phaffii CBS 4417 is the source of this 3243-nucleotide messenger RNA. It is a transcript of the gene SPO71, whose product is annotated as Spo71p. Bases 1 to 3243 code for a protein of 1080 amino acids. Gene Ontology annotation, cellular component: prospore membrane. The transcript has a single exon. Gene Ontology annotation, biological process: protein localization to prospore membrane; ascospore-type prospore membrane formation. The record is from RefSeq and is a predicted model, not a curated record. Lineage: Eukaryota; Fungi; Ascomycota; Saccharomycetes; Saccharomycetales; Saccharomycetaceae.
AUGAAAUCACCAUCACCAUAUGAAGACUUGGAUUACCUCAAAAAUAUUGGCUAUAAUAAAAAGGAUAUCCUUGAAAUAAUAAAUCUACCUAAAAAUUCAUAUACUGCAAAUAGAUUGUUAUACUUAACACCAAAGGAACUCUCUAAACAUGAAGUUACAACAUUGUUGGGGGACGUUCCCAAAGACAUCAAGAUGAACAAAGGUUUUAGAAGAAAUUUAAAUAUCUCACAAUUGUUUAAAAGGAAGCAGGCUUCUAUAAAUAUUAAAUACGUUAAACAACGUACCGUUGCAACUUUAAACAAUACAACAGAUACAGGGAAAGUGCAUAAUUCCAAAAAUAUAACUUUUUUACCAACUAUUAGUGAGUCUGAAUCAAAGCCAUUGUUGAAGAAAGUUAAUGUUGACAAAGAUAAUGCUAUUAACUAUAGAAGAAUUCAUUCACGUAAUAACAAGAAACUAGGUCGCUAUAACAAGAAUGGUAAUAAAUUAUUGAAUCCAAGAAUUGAUAAAAUUUCAAGCAAAAAUAUAAUAGAUAAUGAAUCACAGUCAUAUUUUACUGCAAACAAUAUAACUAGUGAGAUAAUAGGUAAAUUAGAACAAUCUAACAAUUUGGUAAACAAAAGAAGUAUCAACUCUCUCAAAACGUAUGGUGAGUCCAUUGAAAGUCUUCCAAGAGACCCUGGAUCAGAAUCAGAUUAUCAUUUCAAUCUGAAAUCAAUUUGUGAGUUCAAUAAUCAUCCCUCUAGUCAGCACGUAGAUACAAGAUCAUAUAUAAUUGACAAAGAUUAUCUAAAUGUUUUGGAACCAAAACCGAUGUCACCCACUAAAAAUGAACUAGAUGUUUUGUUGAACAAUGAAAAUAAAAGGAAGCCAGUAUUUACAACUUCUAAUAGGCAUAAUUCUUCUCAUAAUGUUAAAAUUGUUUCCAUGAGCUCAAAUAAAGAUUCAGAAAAGUAUGUCCCAAAAUUUCAUUUAAAAGAGAAAGUUAUGGUCAUAGUUAUGGCAAGUGACGCAUAUCCAUGUCAUGUUAAUGAAUUUGGAGAUAUUAAGCCCUUGAAAACUAGGGUACUAGAGAGAUGGAAGGAAUAUUUACUUAAAGUCAAAUCAACUUGUAAAAAUAGUAUAUUAGAUGUACAGUUUAGUAAGACUGAUAAAAAUUCAAGUAUAAUCGAAGAAUUUACUUCUGAUAAUUCCUUAGAUGACAACUUUUGCAUCAAUUUUUCAAUAUCUAAACCAUCACAAAUACAGUUAUAUGGAACUCUUGAUAAGACUUUGUGUAUUCAGAGAAAUAGAGACAAUAAUAAUGAGAAAAAAAAAGAAAAUAAGUUUCGACAAGAUUGUCUUUAUAUUAUUUGUUUCAGGACCAGACAAAGUGCCUUAGUAUGGUACAAAUCGAUACAUGAUUAUUUUGGAGUAAAUAAUAUAUGCACUGACGUUUCAUUAUAUAUUCCAUCACUUAAAAUAACAUUAAAAAUAAAUUUUAAUGAGCUAUACAUGCAAUAUUUGAGAAAGGAAGAAAUUAAAAAUCAAGAGACAUUAAAGUUAAUGAGAACGAAACAUGGAUAUUUUACAAUCCCUUCCCCUAUUAUUAAAUAUCUAAAUGUGGUCAUAUUUGAAAGAUUACUAAAAAAUAAUACUUCUUUAAAAGAUAAAAUAUGGGAUAGGAAACAUUUACCUUUUGGUUUAUCCUUUAAGUUUUAUGAUAGACUAGAGUGGUUUCCAGAAACACUUUCGACUUUAUUGUUUGAAAAAAAUAUUUCGAAGAAAGGUUUCUGUCUUGAGUUUAGAAAAUUUAAUGACACUUCUUCAAAUCUUACUGAACACAGACAAUUGAAUAAAUUUAUUAAUCCUGUUCCAGUAGAAGGGUUUAUAAUCAAUAUCGUUGAUAUGAAAAAUUACUCAAGUCAAAAUGUUAUCGCGUCGCUAAAAUACUUAUAUGGUGUCACAAUGGAUAAUUUAUUGAUUUUAGUACCAUCACAGAAGGCUACUCCUCCUGAGACUUUUAACGAGUGGCGAAAACGAACCUGUCUCAAAUUAUCAGAAGAAGUUUACUCCGAGCACCGUUAUUCACAAGCUUCAUCUGAUUUUAACCCAUUUCCUUUAGGCGCUAGUGGAAAUAUAUCUUGGCUUAAGCUUUCUGUUCUGAAUUAUGAAUUUGAGGUUUAUGAUACGUAUGCAGAAGAAGGAUUUAAGAGAAAAGUAUACAAUGUAGUUAAUUCAGAAAGUGUACUCCUAUUAGAUGAUAUUUGUGACAUAUAUGUAUGCAAUGGCGAAAAAUUUAAUUAUUCAAAAAGGUCAUUAAAAUCCUUGUUGAUGUGUUCUUAUCGUUUAUGGGGUGACCGCAAUAACAUGAAAAAUAUACUUGCAUCAAUGGUUAUUUUAGUCAAUAAAACUGGGAAGGAAUUCAAAUUUCUUGCCCAAAAUCCUGAGGUUGCAGAAAAGUGGGUAACACAUUUACGGUUGAUUCAAGAUCAUUGGAAACGCUAUACCCUUUCAAGAAAGAGAAGUAUACUAACCUUACGGAACAGAAAUAUCCAAUUCUUAAACCUAUCAGAAACAGAAGAAUCAAAUAUAAAUAAUACAACACAGAAAUGGAUAUUAAAUCGUGGUAUAUCCAAUGCACGAAUUUACAAUAUUAGAUCAUUCGCAAUGCUAAAUCCAAUUUUGCAUCAAGGAUAUAUUUGCCAAAAAAAGAACAAAUAUUCUACAUAUGAUACGUUUUUUGCCAUUUUAAUUCCUGGUUUUAUUAUUUUAUUCGAAUUAUUUACAAGAUCUAUUUCAGGAUUUUCUAAAGAUGAGAUGAUUAAAAAAUGUAAAUUAAUUAUUCCUUUAAAAGGAUCUUAUAUUUAUUCAGGUAAUAUUACUGGUCUUGACUUUGGUCAAAAAAGACAACAGCAUAACUACACCAACCCAAGUGAAUCUGCAAUGCCAAGAGCAUGUUCAGAUGGGUGGAAGUCUCAUGAUACUGAACUAUGUAGAACGUUUGUACUUUGGUUCAGUUGUACAAACUUUAGUGCCAGUGAUAACAUAUGUCAAGGUUAUGAGAAUUCUUUCUUAAAUAAUAAAUCAUCCUUGGAUAAACUCUCGCAGAAUGUAUAUCAAGAGAACAUUGAGAAUGUAAAUAAAAGAUCACAAAGGAUGAAACAUUCAAAUAAAAGUGCAAUAUUCUUAACAAAGUUAAGGCAAGAUAAAGAUUUAUGGGUUUUAGCCAUUCAAUAUGAAUUAGAUAGAUUAAAUAAUUAA